Molecule: messenger RNA, 816 nt
Organism: Bradysia coprophila
Lineage: Eukaryota; Metazoa; Arthropoda; Insecta; Diptera; Sciaridae
Product: trypsin-1-like
Biological process (GO): proteolysis
Molecular function (GO): serine-type endopeptidase activity
Source: RefSeq, a predicted model, not a curated record
AUGAAUUCAUCACUGAUUCUCGUCGCAGUUUUGAUUAACGUCUUAGAGUUCACUGGGUCGUCACCAAGCAAAAUAAGGUUUUUGAGUGACAAAUCAAAUCAUCGUAUUGUUGGUGGACAUAAAGUAUCUAUUAAGAAAGCUCCAUGGAUUGUGCAAGUUAUUUAUAAUAAAGACGGAUUAUGUGGAGGCAGCAUAAUUUCUCGAACGAAAAUUUUGUCAGCAGCUCACUGUACAGUAGGUCGUACUCGAAAGCUAUUUGUAAUACGCGCUGGAACCGCUAAAUUGUUGGUGGGGGGUCAAACUCGAAGAACAUCGAAAAUCAUUGAGCAUCCGCUAUACAAACCCUAUUCGCAUCAAAACGACAUUUCCAUACUGUUUCUGAGAAAACGUUUGAAUUUGUCAUCCAGAAUUUCUAUGAUUGGCAUUAACAAAAGUCCCUCAGUUUUACAUAAAGGAUCCAAAGUUACAGUCAACGGAUGGGGUCUCAUAUGCGAAACGUGUGGCGUAUCUAACACUCUUCGAGCAGUUAAAGUCACUGCAAUGAACAACGAUCGAUGCAAAAAAAUUUACGGACCGCAAAUUAAAAUUUUACCGUCGAUGUUUUGUUGCGGAUUAGAAUCUGGCGGCAAGGAUUCAUGUAAAGGUGACUCAGGCGGUCCGGUCACACUGGGUAAAAAACUGGUUGGUAUUGUUUCAUUUGGAACAGGCUGUGCCAGACCGAACGUACCUGGCGUCUAUACAAGAGUUUCAUAUUUUGCAUCAUGGAUAGAACGCUACUUGUGACUGUCGUAUACCAUAAAAUAAAUAGUAAAUUUU